Messenger RNA from Myripristis murdjan (pinecone soldierfish), 1914 nucleotides. RefSeq names its product mucosal pentraxin-like. NCBI's taxonomy places the organism in Eukaryota, Metazoa, Chordata, Actinopteri, Holocentriformes, Holocentridae. The record is from RefSeq and is a predicted model, not a curated record. The coding region runs from base 25 to 699 and encodes 224 amino acids. The transcript is spliced from 4 exons.
UUCUACAUUGUGUCUUUCCCUCAGAUGAAGUUUUUACUUCUGCUGGUGAUGCUGACAGCAUGUGCUGCUACACCUCAAGAUCUUUCAGGUAAAAUGUUCACCUUCCCACAACAGACCAGCACCGCUCACGUGAAGCUGAGUACAACCAGAGAGGAUUUCAGUGCUGUGACUGCCUGUCUCAGGAGUUUUACAGACCUCAGCAGAAAUCACAUCCUGUUCUCUCUGGCCACACCGUCUGCUGCAAAUGACUUCCUGCUUUUCAAGAAGGCUGCAGCCGGUCAGAUUGAAGUAUAUGCCAGAGAUGUUACUGCAGUAUUUGAUGGUCAGGAAUACAAACUGAACGCAUGGCUGUCUGUCUGUGCCACCUGGGACUCUGCAUCCGGACUGGAACAGUUGUGGCUGAAUGGAAAGCCCAGUUGCAGGAAAUUCACCAGCGCUGGAUCAAACAUCACAGGACACACCAUCAUUACCUUAGGACAGGAGCAGGAUUCCCAUGGUGGAGGAUUCGAUGCCAAACAGUCUUUUGUUGGCAUGAUCUCUGAUGUCCACAUGUGGGACCACGUCCUCUCACCCUGUGAGAUCAGCCGCUACAUGGACAACCUCAACUUCACGCCGGGGAAUGUGCUCAACUGGAGGGAGCUUGACUUCCAGAUCAUAGGCAGAGUGCUGCUGGAAGAAAAACAAAAUAUCUGUUACUAAAUAUUACAGUCUUUCCAUAGUUUUAUUUUUAUCAGUUGAAAGUGUCCACCAUUUUUGCUUAAGACAUUCAGAGUGAGUGAUUUUAUUUUCAAAAGAUGUGCAGGUCUCUUACGUUAAUCAUGUCACUUGUUAUGGUAACUGGAAUGUCAGUUGUCUCACUCUUUUCUAAACAUCCCGUCAGCGGUUUCUUGAGAAAACUGUUCAGGUCAGGCUGGCAAUGUUCGCAAUAACCUUUCAUUGUGAGACAUGGAUUGCUGACUAUAUGCAUCACAGGCUACGUUUACACGUACACAGGUAUUUUUAAAAACGACAUUUCCCUUCGUUUGUGCCCCUCAUUUACACGCAAACGGCGAAUUCGCCUCUGAAAACGAUUCUUUCUAAAAACUCCGGCAAAAGUGGAGAUUUAGGAAAACUCCUGUUUCGCGUUUGCAUGUAAACUGAGAAAAACGGAGAAAUACAGAGUUUCAGGCAGCUGACGUCACAUGUGCCAAAAGUGCGCACAAUGUUUCCAUUUGGCUAUGGUGAUCAUAGACAUGAUAUACGUAAAUUAUGUCUAUAAUGGUGAUGAUCAUGGAUGCAUUCACAGUAGCAGUCGCAUUUCUGUCCAUAUGUUUGCAUUUUCAAUUACAGCAGCUUUUUUAUAUAGAGGAGCAGAGAUGAAUAAGGGCUCGGAGGUCAGUCUCCUCCCUCCAACACAGAGAGCCAGCCAGCGGCACCGCCAGCAUCGCUUGGGUCCGACCUGGGUGGACUGCUGUCGGGUUUGGCUUCUGAUUGGCUUGCAUGGUUUUCUCCUUCUUCCUACCCCGCCGCCCAUAGGCUUGGGGUUGUUAUGAUGGCGCUCAACGGCGUAUUUAUGCGGGUUGAUGUAAACGGAAACUUUUUUGAAAACGAUGCCGUGUGCAUGCUGUUAUUUUGGAAAACGGAGGGAGGGAAAUAUUCGUUUCUCAAAAUACCCGACUACGUGUAAACGUAGCCACAGUCAUACAACCUUGACAACCUUAAAUCUGAACUGACCUGAAAACUGUUUUGCAUUGUUACAUCAUCAAACAAAUACUGUGGGAAAAAUGUGACUUCUCCACUUCACAGCUUCUUGACUUGCGUCACUUGUUUCUCUGAUUAUCAAGCAUUACUUAGAGUUCACGCUCCCAGCUUGUAUGCACCAAUGACAACAAAGCAAUUGAUACAUGAAUAAAUGAUUAAACAUGAUUAUUAAAA